Messenger RNA from Ramularia collo-cygni, 453 nucleotides. Its product is annotated as related to Calmodulin-B. Bases 1 to 453 code for a protein of 150 amino acids. The transcript has 4 exons. Gene Ontology annotation, molecular function: calcium ion binding; enzyme regulator activity. The record is from RefSeq and is a predicted model, not a curated record. Lineage: Eukaryota; Fungi; Ascomycota; Dothideomycetes; Mycosphaerellales; Mycosphaerellaceae.
AUGGAUCCCAACGCGCUCAUCAGCGAUCAGGAGCUUGAAGAUUACAAGCACGCAUUUGCCGUGUUCGACAAAGACGGUGAUGGUGUCAUCACCGCCAAAGAGCUGGGCGAAGUCAUGCGUUCGCUCGGCCAUGCUCCCACUGAAUUGGAGCUGCAGGAUGUGAUGAAUGAGGUCGAUAAGGAUGGUGGUGGCACCAUCGAUUUGGACGAAUUUCUGACCAUGAWGAAGCAUAAAUUGAGCUCAAAUGAUACCGAGGCGGAGCUUCGCGCUGCGUUCAACGUCUUUGAUAAGGAUGGCUCGGGAACCAUUAGUGCGGAUGAAUUGCGAGCCAUGCUCAAGUCUCUCGGGACCGAUAUGAAUGAACAGGAGAUCAACGAUCUCAUCCGUGAGGCUGAUACCGAUGGAGAUAACAACAUCAGCUUCGAGGAGUUCAAGAGCAUCAUGGCGCUUUAA